AUGAGCACAGACUUCGAACGUAUCUUUUUGAACCAGUCCAAGUCCAGUGGAAGGUUCCGGAUAGCAGAUUCCGGUUUAGGAUGGAAGAUCUCUAGCAGCGGUGGUUCGGCCGCAGGACAGCAAAAAGCACCAUUACUUUUGCCAGCAACGGAGCUGGCGUCUGUGCAAUGGAGCAGAGGGUGCAGAGGCUACGAAUUGAAGAUAAAUACAAAAAAUCAGGGUGUUGUACAGCUAGAUGGGUUCUCACAAGAAGAUUUCAACCUGGUGAAAAAUGACUUCAAAAGAAGAUUCAACGUCCAAGUUGAGAGUCGUGAUCAUUCCCUGCGUGGCUGGAACUGGGGGAAAGCCGAUAUGGCUCGGAACGAGAUGGUCUUUUCGUACAAUGGAAAGCCAACCUUUGAAAUCCCAUACGCUCACAUCAGUAAUACAAACUUGACAGCGAAGACUGAGGUGGCCGUCGAAUUCGAUCUCACAAAGGAAGACUACAACCCAGCGGGCGACGAGCUCGUGGAAAUGAGGUUUCACGUUCCAGGCACCAUUGAGGAAGAUCAGGAUGACGAACAAAUGGAAAAGCCAAAAACCGAUGGCGAACAAGAAGGUGUGGAAGUACAAAAGGAGCAAAAACCUGUUGCAGAGUCAUUUUACGAGGAGCUCAAAGAAAAAGCCGAUAUCGGCGAGGUUUCAGGAGACGCCAUUGUUUCAUUCCAAGACGUAUUCUUCACUACUCCAAGAGGACGUUACGAUAUUGACAUUUACAAGAAUUCUAUCAGGCUCAGAGGUAAAACUUACGAGUACAAAUUGCAGCAUCGCCAAAUCCAACGGAUUUUCUCUUUGCCCAAGGCUGAUGACAUUCAUCACCUAAUGGUACUGUCGAUCGAGCCACCUCUACGCCAAGGUCAGACUUCGUACCCAUUCCUGGUAAUGCAGUUCCAAAGAACGGAGGAAACCGAAGUGCAGCUUAAUGUCGAAGAUGACGAAUUCGAGGAGCUUUACAAGGACAAGCUCAUGAAACAGUACGAUGCACAAACACACGUUGUCCUGAGCCAUGUUUUGAAAGGUCUAACGGGUCGCAGAGUUAUUGUUCCUGGUCAAUACAAGUCGAAAUACGAUCAAUGCGCCGUGUCGUGUUCUUUCAAAGCAAACGAGGGUCACUUGUAUCCACUAGAUAGUGCAUUCCUUUUCCUCACCAAGCCUACACUGUACAUGCCUUUCAGCGACGUCAGUAUUGUUAACAUCUCCAGAGCUGGAAAAUCUACCACAUCGGCAAGAACCUUCGAUUUGGAGAUUGUUCUGCGUGCUAACGGCGGGUCCACAACUUUUGCAAACAUCUCUAAAGAGGAACAACAGCUGCUGGAGAACUUUUUGAAAUCCAAAAAUCUGAGGGUCAAGAACGAAGAAAAAGAUGCACAACAAAGAUUGGAAAAUGCGCUGGGAUCUGACAGUGGCGACGAAGAUGUAAAUAUGGGGUCUGCGGGCGAAGACGACGAGUCUGUGGACGAGGACUUUGACGCCGGUUCGGAGGACGAGGAUGUCGCAGAAGAGUACGAUUCUGAUGCACCUGCUAGUGAUAGCGAAGUCGAAGGCGACGAUGACAGUAGACCGGCCAAGAAAUCAAAACUUGAAUGA
Lachancea sp. 'fantastica' is the source of this 1626-nucleotide messenger RNA. The record is from the annotation of a GenBank genome assembly. NCBI's taxonomy places the organism in Eukaryota, Fungi, Ascomycota, Saccharomycetes, Saccharomycetales, Saccharomycetaceae.